AUGUACUGUAGUUGGUUUUGUUGGUAUAGUACUAUAUUUUCAGCAGAAGUAUUUUAAUUCAGAACGAUAUGAUUCUGAAAAUAUCACUUGCCAAAAGAGACAACAUGUGGAUUGUAAUACAGUACAUACUUUUAAAUCCGGUAUGUAUUGUAGCAGUAUGUAAAAUUCCCCAUUAACGGCAAAAUGAAAUCUAAAUGUUACCCAUGCACAGAACUGCGUAAAACGUAAAAGGCAAUGCAUUUUAGUAAAAGAUUAAAAAAACAACGACACAGUUUCCGGAAUUAAAACAGUAUCCAAAGUCAGUAUUCACAAGUGCAGAAUAUAGUGCUCAAUAAGGCCCUAAUGUCACAGUUCACUUGCAAAUGGAAAUGCACAAAAGCAACUAAAGAUCACAGAUUAAAAAAAAUAAUAAUAAUCACAGCAUCUAAAACUGUUUAAUGAUUAACUGCUUUACAUUACAGUAGCUGGUCUCGUUUGCUUUGUUUUUGCUGCAUUUUCAUCAUGUGAAAAUGGAGGAAGCGCUGUGCAACUGCACAAUAAAGAUAGAGUGAUUUGGCAUGCAAGAAAAAAGAAAAAAAACGCGGGGUGUGACGGUUAAUUAAAUAAAUUGCAACACUGAAGAGAUGAGCUUUGUAUCAGAAAACUGGUGAUGGAGUCAGAAAUCGCAUGUGACGGGACACGUCUAUCAAGUACAUGACAGAUGGCUGUCUCCUGAGGGAAAUUCUCACCGAUGCCAGUCUGAGCAGGUACAGCGUUGUCAUUCUGGAUGAGGCUCAUGAGAGGAGCCUGAACACGGACAUUCUGUUCGGUUUACUGAAGAAGGUGUUCCAGAAGAAGCAGCAAGGAGACAGGAAGGCCCCUCUCAAAGUGGUGGUGAUGUCAGCCACGCUGGAGAUGGAGAAGCUCUCCGAGUUCCUCGAGGACUGCCCUGUCUGCACUAUACCCGGGAGGACCUAUCCUGUCACUGAGAUAUUCUGCAAUCUGAUUGGCCCAAAAGACAGAGAGAGCUCUGUUUAUGUGAAAGAGGUUGUGAAGGUUGCCCUCGACAUCCACACGAAUGAGCCAGCUGGGGAUAUCCUCGUGUUUCUUACAGGCCAAGCGGAAAUCGAGAAAGCCUGCGAUGCACUCUAUGAGAAGGCUGAAUCCAUAGAUUAUCGGUAUGAUAUUGAAGACCGGUCAGUUAAAGGACUCCUGAUACUCCCAUUAUAUGGAUCCAUGCCCACUGAUCAACAAAGGCAAAUAUUUCAACCUCCUCCAGCUGGCAUCAGAAAAUGUGUGAUUUCCACAAAUAUUGCUGCAACAUCUCUAACUGUAAAUGGAAUCAGGUACAUUGUUGACAGUGGAUUUGUGAAGCAGCUGAACCAUAAUUCAAGGGUGGGUCUGGAUAUUCUGGAAGUGGUGCCGAUUUCAAAGACUGAGGCGAAACAGAGGGCAGGCAGGGCUGGAAGGACGUGUGCUGGGAAGUGCUUCCGGAUCUACAGCCGGGAGUUCUGGGAGAAGUGCAUGCCGGAGUACACCAUUCCGGAGAUCCAGAGGACCAGCCUGACUUCCGUCAUCCUCACCCUGAAGUGCCUUGGGGUCCAUGAUGUCAUCAGGUUUCCAUACCUGGACAGUCCUGAGGAGAGGUUCAUUUUAGAAGCUCUGAAGCAGCUAUACCAGUGUGACGCCAUUGACAGGAGAGGCCAUGUGACGAGAUUGGGACAGUUUAUGGUGGAGUUUCCUCUUCCCCCAGGCCUGACUCGGGCCCUGUUAAAAGCAGCGGCCCUGGGCUCCGAGGACAUUCUCCUUCCUAUAGCUGCUAUGCUCUCUGUUGAAAAUGUCUUCAUUCGACCAGGCCAGCCCGAGAAACAGCAGAAGGCUGAAGAGAAGCACCGGGAGCUUGCAGCUGAAAUGGGCGGCUGCAAUGACUUCACAACACUGCUGAAUAUCUUUCAAAAGUGCAAAGCAAGUGACUCCCCUGUGUCUUGGUGCCAGGAUCAUUGGAUCCACUGGAGAGCCAUAAAAUCUGCUUUCAGUGUUGAGACUCAGCUGCAGGAAAUACUGGCCCGACUCAAGCAGCUGAGUGAUUUCCCAGUUGAAAAGUUUGAAGGUUCUCAAAACGAAAUGCUUAGACAAUGUCUAUGUUUGGGAUAUUUCAGCAAUGUCGCUAGAAGAUCUGUCGGGAGAACGUUUUGCACAAUGGAUGGGCAUGGAUCUAUAGUUCACAUUCAUCCAUCCUCAGCAUUGUUUGAGCAGGAAUCCCAGAUGGACUGGAUUAUCUUCCAUGAUGUGCUGGUAACCUCCAAGAUAUACGUGAGAACAGUGUGCCCUAUCCGCUACGAAUGGGUCAAGGACUUGCUGCCAAAGUUACACGAGAUCGAUGUGUACGAGCUGAGCAGUGUGGCGAGGGAGGAGGUGACAGAGGAGGAGGUGGCAAAGUGGGAAAUUAAAGAAACGGCCAAAAGACAAAAAGCAGAAGCACAGGGGGAGGCUCUGAAGAAACUGGAGAAGAGGAACGAUGAGAGCUCUGUGUGCGACGCUCGGGCACGCUACCUGCAGAGAAAGCAGGAGAGGGAAGGGAAGCAGGGGAAAGUGCAGUGAAGGAGGAAACGAGAAGCACGGGGGGGAUGCCCAUCUCAGGAAGCAAGACCUCGGGGGCCUGGAAUGUCAUGCUUUCUAUUCCCCUCCUCCCAGCUGAGACAACAUCCAGGGAGCAAUGCUGAGGGGGCUGGAGCCGUGCCACUAUGCGGAAAUCUCUUGAUCUGUGUUGAUCAACUCUGCAGGAAAUGUUGUAAAUGCCAUUGCAUAAUGUAUACUAUUACUGAUCAAAAAAGGAUAGAACGGUAACACUCAUGAUUGUUAAAAUGUAUUCUGUGAGCUGGAAUUGAGCUUGUGGUAUGUGUUCUAGGGAAGAUAAAUGUGCAAAGAAUGCUCUUGCUUUUUGAAGAACCAGAAAUCUGAAUGGGGAAGCUGUACAACUUUUUAAUAUAAGUGGCAGUUCACAUGAGUAAGGUUUGGAUUAAGGCUGUUCAUAACUCACCCCUAAAACCAGACUGGUUAAUUUAAGGAAUCACAUUCUGUAAUAAACAAUUUGCAUUACCUUUGUUGUUGAACAGAAUACAAAGGCUAUCUUUAUUAUCUCUUUAUGUAGUCUUAAUCAAGGUAUAAAAACAAGAUUGCAUAAGGAUUUUUUCACUCCUUUUUCACAGCAUUGACACCUUAUUGUAGGAGUUUUUAAUGGCUAUAUCUGGGGAACCUUAUUUAUAGUAUGGGGUAUGUACUGCUGUUAUUGACAUGGGUAUUGAGUUACUUGGUUUUCUCCUUAAAGCCUUUAUUCCCAAAUCUCCAAAAUUGUUAUAUACCGGUAGUUAUUUAACUCUCUUGUUAUAAAACUCACGUGUGUUUUUAUGUCUUGAAUAUUCCUAACAAAGUAGAAUAGUAGAUGGCAUCCCUUCGAGUCUCUGUCUUGUUUGGCAUUCCCCGACACAUUUGUUCUCUGCUGAAUGAUGGGCUUAUUGUGAAAAUGUUGUUAAAAAAUGUUUUGCUCAGGCCAUUUACAAAGUAAAGCUAAUGUUGAUGGAUGGAUUUUAAUUCCUCUUCAUGUCCUCCUGUAGAUCACGAUACAAGGUGUACUGCAAUACUGUAGGUAACACACACUGCUAAUUGUAUUCCAGAGUUCUGUCCUUAUGGGAUUCAUCCAUGACGGGUUCUCAUUGUUUAAACCAGAAUCACAGCAGGGAGUAAUUCAUCAUUAGAAAGACACCUUUAUUGCAAGUAGGGAAGCCAACUCUGGUCAAAGACAGGUUAAACUUUUGAACCAAACUAUUAGAGAAAAUACAGUAUACAAAACGUAAUGAAGGAUACCAUUCAUUGUGAAAGUUCAGCUAUUUAUCCCAACCUGUAGCAUAACUACUGAAUUUCAGAGCAUAGACAUGCUCUAUAGUCAUUCCUUGUUGCAGAAAAUAACCUAGAAGUACUUUAACUUUUUUUUUUUUUACAGCAAUAUUCUGAAACUAUUUUGAUUAAAGGAAUUUAUUGUAUACAAUAAAGUUUUUAUUUGUUAC
Messenger RNA from Acipenser ruthenus (sterlet), 4043 nucleotides. Its product is annotated as probable ATP-dependent RNA helicase DHX40. Gene Ontology annotation, cellular component: intracellular anatomical structure. Bases 694 to 2580 code for a protein of 628 amino acids. The record is from RefSeq and is a predicted model, not a curated record. The transcript has 16 exons. NCBI's taxonomy places the organism in Eukaryota, Metazoa, Chordata, Actinopteri, Acipenseriformes, Acipenseridae. Gene Ontology annotation, molecular function: ATP binding; RNA binding.